UAUUCCACGUACAUCUACAGAGUCCUCAAGCAGGUUCAUCCCGACACUGGUGUCUCCAACAAGGCCAUGGCCAUCCUGAACUCAUUUGUCAAUGAUAUCUUCGAACGUAUCGCAUCUGAGUCUUCCAAGCUUGCGUUAUAUAGCAGGAAGAGCACGAUCUCGUCACGUGAGAUCCAAACGGCGGUCCGACUUAUCUUGCCAGGUGAACUCGCGAAACAUGCCAUUUCAGAGGGCACGAAGUCGGUAACCAAGUUCACAUCAUCACAAGGAAAGUAGCUGUUGGUAGAUAUGGUUCCCGCAACGGCCGUGUGGUCCUUAUCCCUCCGUUGUUAUUGGCUAGUUUCUUUAUAUGUUAUUGUUUCGUCUUAUUCUGUAGUUUUGUACUCGUUUGAAUGUCACUUGUUCUUCUGCCCGUUGGUGGAAGCGAAGGACUGUAACUGCAGAUUGCUGGGACUAUUCCACAAUGAAAGGCGAGCGAAAACUUGCGCAAUUACUACG
Messenger RNA from Cantharellus anzutake, 498 nucleotides. Its product is annotated as histone-fold-containing protein. The record is from RefSeq and is a predicted model, not a curated record. Lineage: Eukaryota; Fungi; Basidiomycota; Agaricomycetes; Cantharellales; Hydnaceae. Gene Ontology annotation, molecular function: structural constituent of chromatin; DNA binding; protein heterodimerization activity. Gene Ontology annotation, cellular component: nucleosome. The transcript has 4 exons. Gene Ontology annotation, biological process: nucleosome assembly. Bases 67 to 276 code for a protein of 69 amino acids.